AUGGAUAGCUCACAGGCGCCGCUCAUCUCGAGCAACCGCCACGACGAUGAUGCGCCCUACGAUACCGUCGACGACGUGCCUGGGGCGAGGGCUGCGGCGGGAAAGGCGACAGACGGACGGCCUGGCGUGUUCGUCCUGAUUUUGACAUUUGCGGCUGGAAUUAGUGGGCUGUUGUUUGGAUAUGACACCGGCGUUAUAUCUGCCACGCUCGUCUCGAUCGGAAAGGCAUUGUCGGACCGAGACCUCACUUCGAUGGAUAAAUCAAUCAUCACUUCUUCGACCUCCCUCUUCGCACUGCUCGUCUCGCCAUUCUCGUCUCUUAUUGCCGACCGGUUAGGCCGCAAACGGGUCAUUCUAUACGCCGACGUACUGUUCAUCCUCGGGGCGAUUCUACAGGCUGUCAGCUCUACCGUUCCGGCCAUGGUCGCUGGUCGCUGCAUUAUCGGCGCGGCAGUGGGUGCUGCGAGCUUCGUGGUGCCAUUAUACAUUGCCGAGAUUGCACCGUCGUCAUAUCGAGGCCGUUUGGUUACUAUUAAUGUGCUGUUUAUCACGCUUGGGCAGAUGGCGGCUUACAUUAUCGGCUGGGCAUUGUCUACAUAUGCGUCAAAAGAAUCUGGGUGGCGGUGGAUGGUAGGCUUGGGAGCUUUGCCGGCAGCUCUACAGGGUGUUCUUGUGGCCUUUAUGCCGGAAACACCGCGGUGGUUGGUAAAAGCCGGGAGAUCAGAAGAUGCCAAGCGCGUUGUUCAAAAGGUUAAUGGUGUGCAAGGCCGGUUUGAUGGUACUGCGGAUGCCAUCAUCAAGGAGAUUGAACUUGAGAUCCGGGAGGAAGACGAAACGCGACUACUACAGGAUCGUCAAACGUUUGGUCCGUGGAAUGGGCUCCAUGUGUGGUUCGAGCUGUUGGGCGAAGGUAAACAUCGCCGCGCGCUGGCAAUUGCAUGUCUUUUGCAGGGCUUGCAGCAGUUGAGCGGUUUUAACUCACUCAUGUACUUCUCGGCCACGAUUUUCUCCAUCAUGGGAUUUGAAAGCCCUACUUUGACGUCACUCAUCGUUGCCGUGACCAACUUUGUCUUCACACUUGUUGCGCUGGGCCUCAUUGAUAAAAUCGGCCGCCGACGGAUCUUACUCUAUUCAAUACCCGUGAUGGCUUUGGGACUGCUACUAGCUGCGGGUGGAUUCUCAUAUCUGUCACUGGAACAGGCGCCAGACACGGCAUCAGCAAAUGAAAGCCAGGGAAGAAGCGGCCCCGCCAUUGUCGUCCUUGUCAGCAUCAUGAUUUACGUCGCAUCUUAUGCCCUUGGUUUAGGUAAUGUGCCAUGGAUGCAAAGCGAGUUAUUUCCUCUCUCGGUCCGCUCGGUCGGCAGCGGAGUUGCGACAGCUACAAACUGGGCGGCAAACUUUGCUGUUGGACUGACCUUUUUGCCAAUGAUGGACGCGCUGAGUCCGUCCUGGACGUUUGUGCUUUAUGCAGGAAUCUGUACUGUUGGGCUUGGCCUUGUCUGGCGCAUAUAUCCCGAGACUGCAGGGUUGAGUCUGGAGGAGGCCACGGCGUUGCUAGACAACGGAUGGGGCGUACGAAGGUAA
This is a messenger RNA of Trichoderma gamsii, 1584 nucleotides long. RefSeq lists its product as hypothetical. The record is from RefSeq and is a predicted model, not a curated record. NCBI's taxonomy places the organism in Eukaryota, Fungi, Ascomycota, Sordariomycetes, Hypocreales, Hypocreaceae. Gene Ontology annotation, cellular component: membrane. The coding region runs from base 1 to 1584 and encodes 527 amino acids. The transcript has 3 exons. Gene Ontology annotation, molecular function: myo-inositol:proton symporter activity. Gene Ontology annotation, biological process: transmembrane transport.